Messenger RNA from Hirundo rustica (Barn swallow), 690 nucleotides. It is a transcript of the gene NDUFAF3, whose product is annotated as NADH:ubiquinone oxidoreductase complex assembly factor 3. Gene Ontology annotation, biological process: mitochondrial respiratory chain complex I assembly. The transcript has 5 exons. Lineage: Eukaryota; Metazoa; Chordata; Aves; Passeriformes; Hirundinidae. Bases 7 to 510 code for a protein of 167 amino acids. Gene Ontology annotation, cellular component: mitochondrial inner membrane. The record is from RefSeq and is a predicted model, not a curated record.
GCGGCCAUGGCGGCGGUGGCGGCGCUGCGGCGGAUCGUGCCGGCGGCGGGGCGGGCGGUGGGCAGAGCGCCGUGCCGGGGUCACCGGCUCACGCCGGCGGAUGAUGAGAUGUACCAGCGGACGCGGGUGAUGGUGCUGGAGCCGGAGUCCCCCAACAUCAUGUUCAUCGAGGGCUACAGCACUCGCGGCUUCACCAUCAGCGGAGACGUGGUGGUGGGGCCCUGCGCCGUCCUGCCCCGCAGCAUCCUCCAGUGGAACGUUGGCUCCCACCGGGACAUCUCGCACGAGAGUCUGUCUCUGUUCCGACUGCUGGAGCCCCAGAUAGAGAUCCUGGUGCUGGGCACAGGGGACAGGGUGGAGCGGCUCCACCCCAUCAUGCUGAAACAGCUGCGGGAAUGCGGGAUUGCUGUGGAGGUGCAGGACACGGCGAAUGCGUGUGCAACCUUCAACUUCCUCAUGAAUGAAAGGCGCAUGGUGGCUGCUGGGCUCAUCCCCCCGCGGGGCACCUAGGGGAUGUAGGCACUGUCUACCAUGCCCAUGGGCUGAGUGGUUCUUCCCCUGCCUGCCUGAAGCCCUGAGGGUCAACUCUCAACUGAGAAACGCUCCAUAGUGAACUGCAGAGCUGCCGGCUGGGUGAUGGCUCUGCACACAGAAGGGCUGUGAAAUACAUGGGCUUAGCUCUUCCCUGCA